Molecule: messenger RNA, 1209 nt
Organism: Miscanthus lutarioriparius
Lineage: Eukaryota; Viridiplantae; Streptophyta; Magnoliopsida; Poales; Poaceae
Source: the annotation of a GenBank genome assembly
AUGGACGGGAGGGAGUCCACGGUGGCGUCGGGGCCCAACUUCUCGUCGUUCUACGCGCAACACCGGGGCAUCGGGGCGCCUGGUGUCCCCGGCCACUCGGCGGGGCUCCACGGCCCGGCUCCCGGCGGGUACAGGCAGCAUCUUGAUGCUGUCUCUGCGGGGUACGCAUUCCAGACCCCGCAUGUUGGGGGUCCCCACAUUGGGCAGGGGUACCACCAUGUCGAGGCGUCACAUCAUGUGGCGCAGCACAGCGUCGGUGGCGGCUCCAGCUCCGGCGGCGGUGGUAUGGACAUUGGCAUGGGUGCGGCCGUGAGCGCCGAUGUUAAGGGGGAUCAGGGGAGUGGGCCUGGCCAGGAUGAGCAGGUGAAGAAGAAGCGGGGUAGGCCAAGGAAGUAUAAGCCUGAUGGGGCGGUGACUCUCGGGUUAUCACCCUCUUCGUCAUCGACGCCUCACUCGUCCAGCCCGGGGAUGGGAACCAUGGUUUGCACCACUCCAGGUUCUGGAUUUGGGUCGGUGGGAUCAGGGGGUUCAGGUUCGGGUGCGCCAUCAGAGAAACGUGGCAGGGGGCGGCCACCUGGCUCUGGAAAGAUGCAACAGUUGGCUUCGCUUGGAAAGUGGUUUCUUGGCUCUGUUGGAACAGGUUUUACUCCUCAUGUGAUUAUUAUUCAACCUGGAGAGGACGUUGCUGCCAGAAUAAUGGCCUUCUCACAACAAGGCCCAAGGGCAGUGUGUAUCAUCUCAGCAACUGGAGCUGUUUCUACAGCAACCCUUCAUCAGGAUUCAGACUCUGGGGGAGUGGUUACAUACGAGGGUCGAUUUGAGAUCUUGUGCCUUUCUGGGUCGUACUUGGUGCUAGAUGAUGGUGGUACACGGACCCGGAGCGGAGGGCUUUGCAUAGCUUUGUGUGGUCCUGACCACAGAGUUAUUGGUGGGAGUGUAGGUGGAGUCCUGACAGCAGCUGGAACAGUUCAGGUGAUAGUGGGGAGCUUCAUGUACGGAGGUUCAAAGAAGAACAAGGCGAAAGCCGAGGCGGACAUGGAGCCCGAGGAGGCGAAUGCCGGCGACGAAGAGGUGGCCCCUGCGAUGGCACUUGCAGAGCACAGCAGCAUGGCCCCUCCUCCUGCGAUGAGCGGCGGGUGGGCAUCGGGCAUGAUGCGGCAGAUGGACUCGAGAACUCCCAACAUCGAUAUCAACUCGAUCCGCGAGUAG